This is a messenger RNA of Lynx canadensis (Canada lynx), 1875 nucleotides long. RefSeq names its product DEAD-box helicase 53 (gene DDX53). The transcript is spliced from 2 exons. NCBI's taxonomy places the organism in Eukaryota, Metazoa, Chordata, Mammalia, Carnivora, Felidae. The record is from RefSeq and is a predicted model, not a curated record. The coding region runs from base 1 to 1875 and encodes 624 amino acids. Gene Ontology annotation, molecular function: ATP binding; RNA helicase activity; RNA binding.
AUGGCCUGGGCCCCAGAGAAAAGGGAAGAGCCUAAUCCAAGAGAUUUCAGAGCCGGUCGGGACGACAGAGGUGGCAGGGGCGGAAGCGGCAGGGGCAGGAGCUGCUACGUGGAGGUCUUCGGCCCCCGAGAACCACUUCUGUGCUUUAAAUUAAAUAACAACAUGAUUGGUGUGGUGAUUGGUCAUGGUGGAUCCAAGAUAAAAGACAUCCAGAGUACGACCAGCACCAAAAUACAGAUCAUGAAAGGCGAUUCUGAAGCAGAGGUGAAAAUUUUUGGUGCCAAGGAUAUGAAAGCAAAGGCCAAGGUAGCUAUAGAAACUCUCGUUAAAAAACAAAAACGAAGCUACACUUCAGAAUCCAGUGUUGAUAAUGCUGGCCCUCAGCCCUUUGUAGGACGAGAUUUUCAUACAGAUACCACUGGUAGACAAGUUCAGCCACUGAUAGAGUGGGAUCAGGUCAGGGCAGAAGUCGUAGAGUGGGAAAAAAGAAAAUGGGCAGAUUUACCACCAAUUCAGAAAAAUUUUUAUGUAGAAUCCAAAGCAACAAGGUCAAUGUCUCGAGUUCAGGUAGAUAUGUGGAGAAAGGAAAAUUUUGACGUAAUGUGUGAUGACUUGAAAGAUGGUGAAAAGCGUCCCAUCCCCAAUCCCAUCUGUAAAUUUGAGGAUGCUUUCCAACCCUAUCCUGAACUUAUGAAAAACAUUAGAAGAGCUGGUUUUCAAAACCCAACGCCGAUUCAGUCACAGGCAUGGCCAAUUAUUCUACAAGCAAUCGAUCUUAUAGGAGUUGCCCAAACGGGAACAGGCAAAACUUUGUCCUAUUUAAUGCCUGGGUUUAUUCAUCUCAAUAAUCAACCAGUAUCGAGAGAGGAAAGGAAUGGACCUGGCAUGCUGGUCCUUGCACCCACUAGAGAAUUACCUCUUCGGGUGGAAGCUGAAUGUUCUAAGUAUUCAUACAAAGGUCUUAAAAGUGUUUGCAUAUAUGGUGGUGGGAAUAGAGAUCGACAAAUACGAGACAUUACCAAAGGAGUAGACAUCAUUAUUGCAACUCCUGGACGACUGAAUGAUCUGCAAAUGAAUAAGUUUGUCACCCUACAAAGCGUAACCUACUUAGUCCUAGAUGAAGCAGAUAAAAUGCUAGAUCUGGGGUUUGAACACCAGAUAAUGAAGAUUUUAUUAGAUGUGCGCCCAGACCGCCAGACCAUUAUGACAAGUGCAACCUGGCCAGAUACCAUUCGUCAACUUGCUCAAUCUUAUUUGAAAGAGCCUAUGAUUGUUUAUGUUGGCACUCUGGAUCUAGUUGCUGUAAAUACAGUGAAGCAAAUUGUAAUUGUUACCACAGAAGAAGAAAAACGAUCUCUUAUCCAAGAAUUCCUAGAGAGCCUGUCACCCCAAGACAAAGUCCUCAUCUUCGUCAGCAGAAAACUUGUCGCUGAUGACUUAUCCAGUGAUUUAGGCAUACAAGGUAUCCCUGUACAAUCACUGCAUGGUGACAGAGAACAACAUGAUCGUGAACAAGCACUAGAGGACUUUAAAAUCGGACAAGUGAAAAUAUUGAUUGCUACCGAUUUAGCAUCCAGAGGUCUUGAUGUUAAUGAUGUCACCCAUGUGUAUAAUUAUGACUUCCCCCACAAUAUCGAAGAAUACGUACACAGAGUGGGGCGUACUGGAAGAGCAGGGAAGACUGGCAUAUCAAUUACCCUCAUGACUCAAAAUGAUUGGAAGAUUGCCACUGAAUUGAUUAAAAUUCUGCAACGAGCAAAUCAAAGUGUCCCCAAAGAUCUUAUAACAAUGGCCGAACAAUACAAGUUACAUAAGCAAAAAAAGGACGCAGGAAGAAAAUCAAAAUCUCGUGAAAAACCCAAGGAGUCUUGUUGA